ACCCCCAAAAUAAAAGAAAACAAAGAGUACUAAUUAAUUAUCCAUAAUGGCUCUUCACAAAGAUGUUAGUUUCCUUGCUUCCUUGCUUGUUCUUGGAUUAAUGUUUCUCCAUGUAAGCGCGGAGAUAGACCAAGAUCGCGAUAUCAUGAAUCCCAAGCCAGCAGCUUGUACCAGAGAAUGUGGUAAUUUUAGCUAUGCGAUAUGUCCACGUUCAGAAGGAAGUCCAAGAACCCCCAUAUGUACCACAUGUUGUGCAGGCUACAAGGGUUGCAAAUAUUACAACGCUAAUGGAACUUUCAUUUGUGAAGGACAAUCUGACCCAAGAAAGCCAAACGAACAUUGUCCCAAAGAAUGUGAUCUUAAAAUUGCUUAUUCAAAAUGUCCCCGUUCAGAAGGACCAACUAAAAUUAUACCCACUAAAUGCACCAGUUGUUGUACGGGGUAUAAGGGUUGCUACUAUUACGGUAAAAAUAACAAGUUUGUGUGUGAAGGACAGAGUAAUGAACCCAAGGUUUGUACUCAACAAUGUGAUCCUAAAGUUGCCUACAUGACUUGUCUACCUGAAUCAACAAAACUUACUCGAGUUUGUGUCAAUUGUUGUACUGCAAAACCAGGGUGCAAACUCUAUGGUCACGAUGGAUCUUUAAUUUGUAUUGGAGGUGUUAAACCUCAUUAAUAGUCCUUAUAUGUAUGAAAUAAAAGCAUGAUUAUAUACUUAUUAUUGUCAUGCUAAACAUUGUAAUGUGGGCAAUGGAGCGUUAUCCACCACUUUGAGCAAUAAAUGAAUAAAAUAUUUUGGUUUGAACUC
This is a messenger RNA of Solanum pennellii, 808 nucleotides long. RefSeq names its product proteinase inhibitor type-2-like. Bases 47 to 676 code for a protein of 209 amino acids. NCBI's taxonomy places the organism in Eukaryota, Viridiplantae, Streptophyta, Magnoliopsida, Solanales, Solanaceae. The transcript is spliced from 2 exons. Gene Ontology annotation, molecular function: serine-type endopeptidase inhibitor activity. The record is from RefSeq and is a predicted model, not a curated record.